Molecule: messenger RNA, 1230 nt
Organism: Vitis vinifera (wine grape)
Lineage: Eukaryota; Viridiplantae; Streptophyta; Magnoliopsida; Vitales; Vitaceae
Exons: 3
Coding region: 1-1230 (409 amino acids)
Source: RefSeq, a predicted model, not a curated record
AUGGGCCUGAAGAGGUUGAAGUUGGAAAUUGCGAUACUUCAAGUUGUCUUUAAUGGCCAUGCAUUCAGCCGCUACCACCAUGAAGUGUUCGUGGGGAUUGGUGCAAAGGAUGGAAAUUCAUCUUCUCUCUCUCUCACUAGUUAUCCUGAAUUUGGCUUCUCUGUACUUAGAAAGCUGGACAAUAUUGUGAAAGGAAAUCUCAAACCUUUUGCUAUCUGCUGUCUGAAAAAUAUUGCUUCCAAGGAUGAGGGACAACACCUUUUUGUAACCAAAUGGACAUUGCAGGAGGGUGGACAUCAAUGCAUGAAGGAGCUAGUGGCAAAGUAUAAAGGGGAGGUGGUUAUGGGCCCAGAAGCACAAAAACCAGACAGACCACCUGGUCCUCUUGGCAGUACACCACCACCUAGUCGUCCUGCUGGCAGCGCACCACCACCCGGUCCUCCUGGAAGCGCACCACCCCCUAGUCCUGCUGUCAUCGGACCAGCAACGGAUCCCCCUGGCAGUGCACCACCACCUGGUCCUCCUGGAAGUGCACCACCACCUGGUCCUCCUGGAAGUGCACCACCACCUAGUCCUGUUGGCAGCACACCACCACCCAGUCCUCCUGGAACCACACCGCCACUUAGUCCUGCUGUCAGCGGACCAUCAACUGAUCCCCAUGGCAGCGCACCACCAACUGAUCCUCCUGGGAGCGCUGCACCACCACCUGGUAGUCCCGGUUCACCACCACUUGGUCUUCCUCCAAGACCACCUCGUCGUACUAGUGCAGCAACACCCGGUAAUCUUAUGCCUAGACCACAUGGUCGUCCACUUGGUUUUCCACAUAGACGUGGUGGUUCUGGUCCCUCACGACUUGGUCUUCCGCUUAGACCACCCCGUAAUCCUGGUGGUCCUGGGGCACCACCACCAGAUCUUCCGCCGCUACCUCCAGCUAUUCAUCUUCCCCCUCCGCCUAGAUCUCCACCUUAUCCUAUUAUUUGUAUGACUACACCUCUACCAACACUAUACAUUGGGGAAAAGCCACCACCAUAUUAUCCACCAAAAUCAACUGCACCAAACAGUGGCGGAGCAUCAAGCUCAGGGACAAAAGGAGAGAGUCAAGGAGCAUUAAGCUCAGAGACAACGGGAGGGAGUGAAGGAACAUCAAGCUCUGUCACACAGAGUUCAUCAAGCGAGGGAGAUAAAGGCUGCUUUCCCAUUCCUAAGGAGCCGGGCUGCUGCAUACUCUAG